Messenger RNA from Achroia grisella, 1748 nucleotides. RefSeq lists its product as uncharacterized. The transcript has 4 exons. The record is from RefSeq and is a predicted model, not a curated record. Lineage: Eukaryota; Metazoa; Arthropoda; Insecta; Lepidoptera; Pyralidae. Bases 193 to 666 code for a protein of 157 amino acids.
GGUUGGUCGCACACAAAAAUCAGUUGACAGUUACUCGGCUCGAAACUUGAAAUGAUUUAUCACUCACGUUAGUUCUCAAUUUAUAAUAGUGAUAAUGUAAUUUAUAUACAAAUUUCUAUUUAGUAUAGAGAUCUAGUUAAUACAUAGAAACGUACAGUAACUUUGUGUAUUUGCCUAUAUUAUAUAUCAAAUAUGAAGGAUCCAUUUGAAACAGACGCAACUAUUGAUUCGCCCAUUCAUAGUCUAAAAAACGUUGAUGGGUGCUACAAUAAAAAGCUAUUCAAAACUAAAUCAUUCGCUAAUUCACGUCGUGCCUUGCAAUCCGGGGCUGAAAAGAUAUCAAGAACUUUUAGAAGUGUGAGAAAUACUUUCGGAAAUUUAUCACAGCACUUUAGGUUGGGUGGGAGACGCAGGCAUCGUCUAGCAGAGACUGGCUCUCCAUGCCGUACUCCAUCCACACCUGUCACUAAAAAGAAGAUACUUGGCAGAAGCCCCACGAAGUUGUACAGUCCAUUUGGUAUCGAGACUCCGCACAGUCGCGACUUCCGGAUGUCCCCGUACAUGCCUGACACGCCUGAUCAUGGAUUAUCACCAAAGCGACGCAAAGGCGUCACUCAUUCGUGGCAUCUUCUCGCUAAAAAGAGACCCAGGGCGUUGUUCCAUUAAACAAACCGUCUAUAAUGCAAUGUAACGCACAAAUGUAACCCACCGCGCUUAAUGUAAGGAUCUGCUUUGUUUCAUACCUUAGAUAGUAUUCAUUACACGUCUAAUCGAGAAAGUUGUCAUUUUGAAAGAAAAAUAUCUCUCAUUCUAAAUAUAUUGAAUAGGAAAGUAGUAUUAUGCCGAAACACUGAAACAAUUAUGUUGAAUUUGGGUAUAGGGAUAAAUAGGACAUUUGAGACGGUAGUGGGCGAUAUUUUCCCUCGAAAAUAAAACUUAGAUAACCAAUGUUAACGGUAUAACAAUUAUACACAAGAAUAAGUACAAAAACAUACAAAGUUAAGCUAACAGUUGCUGAUAUAAGCUCAAGCUCAGUGAGCUGCAACUAUACAGCGCUGGUUUUCAGGUGUUAACAUUGAAAAUUGGUAUGAAAGUAUUAAGAGUUAAUUAUUUUUUUAAUAAUGGAUAUAAAACUUGUAAUUGAAGAGACUGUAUGGAAAUACUACACAGACAGAUACGAAAUCAAAGGCAUCAGUUCUGCUUUGUUUAAGACUAGAUAGCUGUGUGAAUUGUCCAAAGAUACAUAGAUAGAAUCUUUAUUCAUAUCCACUGAGACAAUUAUGCUACAAAUACGUUUAAGAACGUAAUAAAAAACACAAUACACAAAAGACAAACUAAAAACGAAUUACACUAGGGAUAUUAAAGGGUAGCUGCCCGAAAGCGGCAGAAAUACGUGCAGCGUACGCAUUAACGCAAUAAUACUUAAUUAAACUUACCAAACCUUAAAAAGAAAUUAAUUGAACCAUUAUUUAACUACAUAGAAAAUGAUUAUGUAAUUAUAAAAAAAUUACGUGAUUAUUUUAUUUAUUAUUAAACAAUUACUGUUAAGACAAACUAUAACAAUAUUAUUUAAUAUCUAAAUACAAUACAUGAAAUUAUCAAAAGGACAAAUUUCUCCAUAAGCUGUGUUAAAUAUGUAUGCAAUUGGUGCUAUAUCUAAGGAAACAUUGAUGACAAAAAGUGCACAACUCAGUCUCAAUUUAAUUACAACUUACUAUGAAAUGCUUUACUUUUUAAUGGACGAUUGA